This is a messenger RNA of Toxoplasma gondii ME49, 1503 nucleotides long. Its product is annotated as aspartate-semialdehyde dehydrogenase. Bases 1 to 1200 code for a protein of 399 amino acids. Gene Ontology annotation, molecular function: aspartate-semialdehyde dehydrogenase (NADP+) activity; NADP binding; protein dimerization activity. The transcript has 8 exons. Gene Ontology annotation, biological process: L-threonine biosynthetic process. The record is from RefSeq and is a predicted model, not a curated record. Lineage: Eukaryota; Apicomplexa; Conoidasida; Eucoccidiorida; Sarcocystidae.
AUGGAGGCUGCCGGACGAGACGACCAUCAGUUCACCUCCGCGGCACGCAAGCGUGCUGGUCCCACCUUGAGUUGCGAAAGAAAAGUUAAUGUUGGCAUCCUUGGAGCUACUGGCGCUGUCGGCCAACGCUUUGUUUCUCUCCUUCACGGGCAUCCAUACUUCCGCAUCACGGCGGUCGCAGCGAGUGCCAGAUCGGCUGGGAAAGCCUAUGGCGACGUUGUGGAAUGGCGCCUAGAUGAUACGGCGCCUCUGACCGAUGAAAUUCGAGGCAUGACGGUUAUCAGGUGUGAGCCUGAUCUCUUCAAGGAAAAAGGCUGCGUUAUUAUCUUUUCGGCUUUGGACGCCGCUGCCGCAACAGAACUGGAAAGUUUGUUUGCGGCAAGUGGGUUCAUGGUGUUCAGCAAUGCCAAGUCCCACCGGAUGGAUGCCGACGUGCCCAUUUUGCUGCCAUACGUGAACGCCCCUUUGUUGGACGUCGUCAGGAGUCAGCCGCAUUAUUCCAAAACUGGAGGUGCCAUUGUCACUAACUCCAACUGUGCCAGCGCUGGGAUUUCUGUCGCUUUAAAGCCGUUGCUGGAUAAGUGGGGUAUUGCUCGUCUCUCGAUUGCCACGCUCCAGGCUAUCUCAGGAGCCGGCUACCCUGGGUUGAGCGCCCUGGACAUGAUUGAUAAUGUCAUACCCCACAUCUCUGGAGAAGAAGAGAAGCUAGAAAGCGAACCACAGAAGAUUCUUGGUACCCUGUCUGACGGAUCAACGCGCAUCACCUCCGCUACUUUCGAAAGCGUUGCAAUGUGCCACCGCGUACCCGUUAUCGACGGCCAUAUCGUGACAGUCACUGUCGACUUCCCUCCCUCUACCUUCCCCAAUUCAGCCAAUCCGGAUACUGUCUCGACACAAGUUUCGGCCGCCCUCCGUGGGUUUCGACCACCCCCAAACGUUGCAGAAUUACCGUCUUGUCCUGAUGAGGUGUUAUUUUCUUUUGCGAGCAUUCAAACCGGCCCCAACCGCGCAUUGAUAGACUGCGUGGGGGAGGAAUGGCAGUAUCUGUUGGCCCCGUCAAGGCUAAAUAUGUUGCCAGUUCCUCCACCUGGACAGCAAAGUUCACGACGCUUGUGCGGCUGGAUGUUCGAUUCUGAACGCGGAACUGGCCCUGAAAAGCGGUCUGGUUUUGUCGCCAGAUGGGAUGUGUCGGAAUCUUGAGCCCCGACGGGCGUGUCAUGAAGAGUCUUCACGUCACGAUAACAACAAAGGUGUGAAAGAAGCGCCUAGUGGUGUCCUGCUUGCGGGCGAAGCGCUAUAAAAGAUGUGAGUUGUGUUCAAAUGUCUAACUGUUUUGUUUUUCACAAGUUGUUGCGCAAUUUGCUGUGGGUCCCCCUCUCUUGAAGCUGGUCAGGCAACUCUGGCUACGGUGAAGUAGAGUGCUUACCCUACACUGCCGCAAGUUAUUGUUGGAUGCAGGAACAUGCCCUUCCGCAAGCAGUUAGCCUUCAAAGGUUUGCAUUG